Naegleria lovaniensis is the source of this 1071-nucleotide messenger RNA. RefSeq lists its product as uncharacterized. The record is from RefSeq and is a predicted model, not a curated record. Bases 1 to 1071 code for a protein of 356 amino acids. The transcript has 2 exons. Gene Ontology annotation, molecular function: oxidoreductase activity. Lineage: Eukaryota; Heterolobosea; Eutetramitea; Acrasida; Naegleriidae.
AUGUCCAACCACACACAGCGAGUCGUUCGAGUGGCAGAGCCAAAUACUCAAUCAGCCUCCGAUUUAUUCAUUGAUCCCGAGUAUCCAAUACCAUCAUUUUCAAAUAAUAAUAAUAUUCCUCAAGCAUUGAUCAAAGUGUAUUACACUGCUCUCAACCGAGCUGAUAUUAUGCAACGAAAUGGCAAGUAUCCUCCACCUCCAGGAAGUAGUCCCAUAUUGGGAUUGGAAGUUUCAGGUUAUAUUGAAAAAUUUAGCACCAAUAGCCAUGAGGAAAAUGGUUUUAAAGUGGGAGAUCGAGUGAUGGCUCUUGUUGAAGGAGGAGGCUAUUCUGAAUUUUGCAUUGCUCCAAUCACACAAUUAUUCCAUUGCCCAAAAGAAUUAAGUUUGAAAGAGGCUUCUGCCAUUCCUGAAGCAUUUCUUACUGCAUUUCAGUGCUUUUUUAAAAUUGGAAAAUUAUUUCAAAGAAAAGGUGAUUUAAAUGUUCUUAUUCAUGCAGGUGCUAGUGGAGUUGGCCUAGCGUUGAUUCAGCUCUGUAAACUCAGUGGAUUGUGCUCGAAUAUUUGUGUUACUUGUGGAAGUAAUGACAAAGGGGAGUAUUGUAAAACAUUUGGGGCCACUCACUAUGUGAACUAUAAAGAACAUGCGAAAUGGAGUGAAAGAUUGUCGGAAUUGUUGACAGAAAAGACAGAAGUAGUUCCUCUCAUAGACUAUAUAUUAGAUCCCAUUGGAGGAAAUCAUUAUUUGGAACAAGACGUGCAAGUUGCAAGAUUAGACGCUGUAAUUAUUGGCAUUGCCUCCAUGGGAGGAGCAUCUGCAACUAUUGAUCUUUCUCAAAUGCUAAGAAAAAGACUUAGUAUUCAAUACAGCACCCUCAGAAACAGAUCUCCACAAUACAAGGCUGAAUUAUUCACAGAAUUUCAGGAUUACAUUAAGGACGCUUUUGUCACUAAAAAACUCAUUCCCAAUAUUGAUCGUGUUUUCAAAAUGGAAGAUGUGUCCAAAGCACACGAGUACAUGGAACAAAACAAAAACAAUGGUAAAAUUAUUCUUGAAAUUAGACAUGAAGAGUAG